Molecule: messenger RNA, 753 nt
Organism: Helobdella robusta
Lineage: Eukaryota; Metazoa; Annelida; Clitellata; Rhynchobdellida; Glossiphoniidae
Exons: 8
Biological process (GO): mitochondrial proton-transporting ATP synthase complex assembly
Cellular component (GO): mitochondrion
Source: RefSeq, a predicted model, not a curated record
GAAAUUAAAAGAUUUUACAAGAAUGUGACAAUCACAAAAUCAAAUGGUGGGUUUGAAGUUAAUCUAGAUAGGCACAAGCUUAGAACUCCACUUGGAAAUGUUUUGCUCAUUCCAAGUGAACCAAUUGCAUUAGGUGUGGCUGAAGAAUGGAGGUCCCAAGACAAAACCAUUAACAAGUUUAACAUGCAUCUUACCUCGUUAGCAAAUAUGUGCGCAGAUAGAAAUGGGUUGAAAGAUAGAGAUUGCAUCAUAAGAAAGAUGCUCGAAUACCUCAGCACAGAUACAGUCUGUUUCAGAGCUGACUCGCCGAAAGAAUUGGUCGACCUCCAGAAUGAGAAGUGGAAUGGGCUUGUUGACAGUUUAGAAAGAAGAUUUCAAGUCGAAAUACCGGUAACAAGUGGGCUGUCAGUACCAAAGAUACCUGAAAAUACGACACAUACUUUUACUCAGUACCUCAAGUCAUUCUCUGAUUGGUCACUCGUAGGGUAUGAGCAAGCAGUGGACUGUUUGAAAUCCUUCGUCAUAGCCACUCAUGCCGUCAAUCGAGAACUUUCCAUCGUGCAAGCCGUAUCACUCUCUCAUUUAGAGAUCCAAUUUCAAACGAGUCUCUGGGGUACGGUUGAGUGGAAACAUACAAUGGAUGAGACGGAAACGAAAGCCAGACUAGCAGCUGCUGUCUUGUUUGUCCACUUCAACUCGUCUAGCUCCGAAAAAAUUGACAAAAAUUCGUUUAAAAAGUUUAUUAACGUUUAA